AUGCAGCUAUCUGUUCGGCUGGACUACCGAGCCACUAAUAACGAAAUAGAGUAUGAGGCACUGAUAGCCGACCUACAGGCAGCUCAGUACGUGGGAGCAGUUAAAGUCCUCAUCCACUCGGACUCCCAGCUCGCCGCCCAGGAGCUGUCCAGGACAUUCGAGAUAAGCAACGCACAGUUGAGUCUCUAUGCAGAGGCCUUCGAGAAGAUGAAGACCAACUUCCAGAAAGUCAUUGUACAGAAGAUCCCUCGAUCGGAAAACCAGACGGUGGAUGAGUUAGAGUUCCAGCGAUCGGGAGUUGAACCGGUCGAUCCGGAAGAAGCCCACUUAUUGAAGAAGAGGGUUGGGCGGUUCACCUUGAUCGGCGACCAGCUUUACAAGAGAGUCUUCACUAGGCCCCUCCUUAAGUGCGUCGGAUCGGAGGACAUCGAGUACAUUUUAAAGGAGGUGCACCAAGGCUCCUGCGGAGGUCAUCCGGGCGGCCGUGCAUUAGCCCGCAAGAUACUCCUGGCCGGAUAUUUCUGGCCGACCCUUCAGGAGGAUGUCGCUCGGACGGUGGCCACCUGCUUGUCCUGCCAGAAGUAUCACAAUUUGUCGCACCGAUCGACCAAGGAAAUGAAGGCGUCAACGAACAUCAUUUGUCGGUUCGACAUCCUACGCCAACUCGUAUCCCACAACGGAAGGCAGUUCACCGGCUGGAGAUUGAGAGAAUGGUGUGAAGGCUAUAGCAUUCAACAAGCCUUCACCUUGGUAGUCUACCCUCAGGGCAACGGGCAAACCGAAGUCACCAAUCGAGAGAUCCUCAGAGUCUUAUGCACUCGGCUCGACCACAUGGGAGGCAGUUGGGUUGAUGAGCUCCUCGGUGAAUUGUGGGCUCUCCGCACAACUCCAAAGGAGGCAAUCGGCAUAACCCCAUUCCAGUUGAUGUACGGUAGCCAAGCAGUUGUCCCCGUGGAGGUCGGAGUAGAAUCCGACCAGGUGCAGCUAUACGACGAAGGGAAUCUCGAACGGAGGUUAAUGGAGCUUGACUUGGUGGACGAAACGCGGGCAAAAGCAGUAGUUCGGCUAACAAUGUACCAGUAA
Molecule: messenger RNA, 1083 nt
Organism: Zingiber officinale
Lineage: Eukaryota; Viridiplantae; Streptophyta; Magnoliopsida; Zingiberales; Zingiberaceae
Exons: 3
Coding region: 1-1083 (360 amino acids)
Biological process (GO): DNA integration
Molecular function (GO): nucleic acid binding; RNA-DNA hybrid ribonuclease activity
Source: RefSeq, a predicted model, not a curated record